This is a messenger RNA of Laccaria bicolor S238N-H82, 507 nucleotides long. RefSeq lists its product as uncharacterized. The transcript is spliced from 4 exons. Gene Ontology annotation, biological process: nucleophagy; protein lipidation; protein localization to phagophore assembly site. The record is from RefSeq and is a predicted model, not a curated record. NCBI's taxonomy places the organism in Eukaryota, Fungi, Basidiomycota, Agaricomycetes, Agaricales, Hydnangiaceae. Gene Ontology annotation, cellular component: phagophore assembly site membrane; extrinsic component of membrane; cytosol. Gene Ontology annotation, molecular function: phosphatidylinositol-3-phosphate binding; phosphatidylinositol-3,5-bisphosphate binding. Bases 1 to 507 code for a protein of 168 amino acids.
AUGAACUCUACCAGGUCCAUCUUCGCCGGAACGAGGGAGGCGCGGAUAUAUCGUAUAAAUUUCAAUGUCGUGUCGUCGUGCUCAGCGCAUGAUACGGUGCACAUCUUCAAGCUUAGGGAGGGGGUGCAAGAUCUGGAUAGUGGGUAUGAGGCAUUCAUCGAGAAGAAGAAAAGGAGUGUUUCCUCGAGUCUGCGGAAGCGGUCAAUGCGUCUGACGAAGAGCCUUAUGCACGCUGUGGGUGAUACCCUUUUAACACGCUCACAGAGAUGUGGGAGCCGUCGCGAGACUUUGCCCUCCUCCAACUGCCAACGAGCGGGGCAUGGAGCAUCGUUGCAUUGUCAGGAACGAUGGCCCAUGGUCAUCUCCGCUGAGGGAUAUUUUUACUUGUACAGCAUCGAUCUGGAAAAUGGGGGAGAAUGUUUGCUGCUGAAGCAGUAUGGUCUAUUGGAUUCGGGCGACGAAUCUUCACUAGCUUCACUUCUGGAUGGGAAACCAGCGGGCAACUGA